Messenger RNA from Rotaria sp. Silwood1, 1074 nucleotides. The record is from the annotation of a GenBank genome assembly. NCBI's taxonomy places the organism in Eukaryota, Metazoa, Rotifera, Eurotatoria, Philodinida, Philodinidae.
AUGGCUCGUGCUCAUGCAAUUGUCAAAGAAGAGUUGUCGCAUGGAUUGACUAGUGGAUGGCUCGACGAAGAAAAUAUCUAUGAUGUAUUUACACCAGCUCGACAACAUGGUCAACCGCCUGAUUAUUAUAAAAAUUAUCGAGCAAAGAAUAACAAACCACUUCUUCUAGCCGAGUAUGGCGACUGGGAAUACUUCGCAUCGCAUAAAGAUAAUUUCAAUCAGGCAUAUGUCUCUUCAAAAGUGUAUGAGAACACGUCAAGACAACGAAGAUAUGGUGGAGAAAAACGAUUGCUGCAGCAGGCACACAAUUUCCAAGAGGCUCACAAUGACAAUCGUCGUGCUAGUCAAACAGCUCGGAUUGUGGGUGAUGCGAAUUGGUUAAUGUUUGAUUACAAACGAGGUUAUGCACCCGAUAUUGAAGCAUCCGGAAUUAUGGACAUUAAUCGACUGCCCAAAUUUGCUUUCUAUUUCUAUCAGAGUCAAUGCACAUCCUGUGCACCAAUGAUAUUUAUCGCUAGUUAUUGGACAAAUUCAUCCAAUACAUCUGUUACAGUUUAUUCCAAUUGUGAACAUGUUGAGCUUCAAUUGAAUGGCGAGAGAAUUAUGAAUGGUGGUAAACAGCAGCACGAUUCAUCUCAUCUUCUACGUCCUCCGUAUAUUUUUAAUAUUGAUCGUUACAUACCUGGUCGUUUGGAUGCUACUGGUUUUAUAAGUGGAAAAGCUGUUGUUCGAAUACAUCAAUCAACGCCUGGGAAUAUUCGUCAUCAUUUGAAUAUUGAAAUUGAUCUGAGUGGACAAUCAUUGACAACAAAAGAUCUUGUCUUCGUCUAUGCCUAUAUAUGCGAUCACAACGAUACUGUUAUUCCCAAUGCAGACGACUUGAUUACAUUUUCUCUUCUCAACGCUCGCAACUAUGCAUUGUUGAUUGGUGACAAUCCAGUAAGAGCUGAAGCUGGUAUCGCGAGUAUUCUUUUGAAAACGACAAAUAAGAGACCAGUCGAUUUCAUAACACUUAUUGCUCGAGCAUCGACUAUCGAACAUCAAGAAACACGACGUAUAUUCUAUGUAUCUUGA